Messenger RNA from Durusdinium trenchii, 1511 nucleotides. The record is from the annotation of a GenBank genome assembly. Lineage: Eukaryota; Dinophyceae; Suessiales; Symbiodiniaceae.
CAGGGAUCAGAGGUGGGCGUUUCUACCCUGAAUUCAUUGGAACUUCUGGUCCAGGCUGCACCGUAUGGACACAGAUAUUCCAGAUUUUUUGGAUGACAAGUGGGUUUCUUGGCUCUUUGAGGAAGUCAAGAAGUGAAUGCGAAAUGAUGUGAAAGAUUUGGUGACGCAUUUGACUGCGCUGAAGAAAUAAGUUGUAAUUCCUGAUUCAGACAGAGAUGAAACUGGCAGGUUUAUCGAUCAAACGAAACGAGCAACUGCCAAAAAGCAGCAGGUUGGACAAAUGCUCGUAUUUGAGCGAUUGAUAGCUCUGACCUGUACACUAUACACCUGUGGCAUUGAAAGCAGGUUGCAAACCAUGCCUGUAAUUCAAACCAGAAGAUGGAGCAAUGGGCUAAGGCCUGUUUCCUCCAAAGAAGAUUCCUGAUAGCAUAUUCUUGGCUUAAAAAACAUCUUGAACGGAAAGGCUUCCAGCAUCUCAAAGUGAAAUGAAACCAUAAGAGCCCUUCGUUGCUUGUUGUUUUACAUUUAGCUGCGGAGACUUAGAGAUGCUUCAAUACCUCCGCAGAGACGUCCGCAGCUUUGAGCGGGAUGUUCACAUGUUUCACCUGAUUUGGCUCAAGGCUUCCCGGGUCGCGGCUAAUCACAAGCACGGGAUUGUUUUUUUCCACUUUGCUUUUGGUCUUUGGGUUGUGUGAUUUCACGCAAAUAGACUUGCCAUGGCUCAGUACGGAAAGGCCGAAUACUGGGAGGAGCGCUACACAAGGGAUCCUGAGCCUUUUGAUUGGUAUCAGCGAUGGGCUGGGCUCAAGGAUACCUUCACCGAGUUCGCGCAACCUUCCCACGCCAUCUUGAUGCUGGGCUGUGGCAACUCACGCCUCAGUGAGGAGAUGUAUGAGGAAGGCUAUCACAGUAUCACCAAUAUCGACCUUUGUAUGACAGUCAUCAAAGCAAUGCAGGAGAAGUACCGCGACAAGCCCGGCUUGACAUACAAGCAGAUGGAUGGACGCUCCAUGGAGCUCCCAGAUGCCAACUUCAAUGUGGUCAUCGACAAGGCCUGCCUGGACUCGAUCUUGUGCGGCGAGGGCUCCACACACAACGCCCAGAAGCUGUUGACGGAGGUCUCCAGGGUUUUGCAGCCAAACGGGGUGUACAUCGCCGUGUCUCACGGGCAGCCAUCCUAUCGCCUCACCUACCUGCAGCGGCCAGAGUUUGGAUGGAAUGUCAAGACCUACACCGUGCAGAAGCCAAUGAUGGGUAUGACUGCCUCAUUGUCUGCAGAUGACAAGGACAGCGUUCACUACAUCUACGUCUGCGUGAAGGGCGAAGUGGCCAAGGAUUCAUGAGACCGGGUGUGUGCCCAGGGUGCGAACUGAGAGAUUUCGUGCAAAUCAAGACUUUGGCGGAUGCCAAAGCGCACACGAAGGAUGUGCUAUGGAGACCUGCUAUGUAAAUGCCUGCCUUUCAACUCAAAUGUCAAUACCUCUCAGUCAAAAAAUUGUGAGAAUAUACAA